Messenger RNA from Arabidopsis arenosa, 614 nucleotides. NCBI's taxonomy places the organism in Eukaryota, Viridiplantae, Streptophyta, Magnoliopsida, Brassicales, Brassicaceae. The record is from the annotation of a GenBank genome assembly.
AAACGAUAAAGGAAUCUCGCUAUCGGAAAUUUGAUCCAUUUCACCAUCUCGGGGAAAAGACGGCGAAAAUGGAGGAACGGAACGACGCCGGAACCGGUGCCGGAGAGAGCAGUGUGUUGGAUGGAUCAGCUCAUUGGUGGUGGGCAUUGGGAAGUGGAGCUCAAAUCAUGUGGGGAGUGCGAUUGAUUAGGAGAGGUUACGCUGGCGACGUUCGUUUAAUGCCGGUCAAAGCCUUCGGUGUGGCAUCACUCUUCGUCGGCUCGUUAGCCACUAGCUCCUUCGCAAUAGUCCGCGCCACAGGGAUCCACACGGUUCAAGAUGCGAUUGAUCUUGGAGCCAACAUUAGAACCAAUUUGGGGGUUACUCCUCAAAUACCGGAUAAGCAAAUCACUGAGAGAGACGGAUGAUUUAUCAUGAACAGAUCGACCUUGAAGCUCUCUAUAAACGCUUAUCGGAUUCACUAUGAGACGAUCAUGGAAUUAGCUCUCUGGUUUAUUCCUCAACGAUUUUCGGCAAUUCGUGUAUGUUUGUUUAUAUAGAUAAGACCAAAAUUUAGGUGGUCUUUGUCUGAAACUUCAAAAGGUUUUUGGGUUUAAUAGAUUAGAUGAUUUGUU